AUGUCUGCACUUCGAAAGAAAUUUGGGGACGAUUAUCAGGUAGUGACCACCUCAUCCAGCGGGUCUGGAUUCAACCAGCCUCCCCCAGAGAAAAAGAAGAAGAGGCAGCGGUUCGUGGAUAAGAACGGGCGAUGUAACGUCCAGCAUGGGAACCUGGGUGGUGAAACCAGCAGAUACCUCUCAGACUUAUUCACAACACUCGUAGAUUUGAAAUGGCGCUGGAAUCUAUUUAUUUUCAUCCUCACCUACACAGUCGCUUGGCUCUUCAUGGCCUCUAUGUGGUGGUUCAUCGCAUACAUCAGAGGAGACCUCAACAAAGCCCACAAUGACAAGUACACUCCAUGUGUGGCCAAUGUCUAUAACUUUCCCUCAGCCUUUCUCUUCUUCAUAGAGACCGAGGCCACUAUAGGAUAUGGUUACAGAUACAUCACAGACAAAUGCCCCGAGGGGAUCAUUCUCUUUCUUUUCCAGUCGAUCCUCGGAUCGAUCGUCGAUGCCUUCUUGAUCGGCUGCAUGUUUAUCAAGAUGUCUCAGCCCAAGAAAAGGGCCGAGACUCUGAUGUUCAGUGAACAUGCGGCGAUUUCUAUGCGCGAUGGGAAACUAACUCUCAUGUUCAGGGUCGGCAACCUGCGUAACAGCCAUAUGGUCUCUGCACAGAUCCGCUGCAAAUUGCUGAAAUCUCGCCAGACGCCCGAAGGCGAGUUUCUUCCGCUGGAUCAGUUGGAGUUGGACGUGGGUUUCAGCACCGGGGCAGACCAGCUCUUUCUCGUCUCACCACUCACGAUCUGCCAUGUGAUUGACACCAAAAGCCCCUUCUACGACCUCUCCCAGAGGUCCAUGCAAACAGAGCAGUUUGAAAUUGUGGUGAUACUAGAAGGAAUAGUAGAGACUACAGGGAUGACCUGCCAAGCGAGGACGUCAUACACCGAGGACGAGGUUCUGUGGGGACACCGCUUCUUCCCGGUUAUAUCCUUGGAGGAAGGCUUCUUUAAGGUGGACUACUCUCAGUUCCACGCCACAUUCGAGGUGCCCACCCCUCCAUACAGCGUGAAGGAGCAAGAGGAGGCCCUGCUCCUCUCCUCGCCCCUCAUGGCUCCAUCCCUGUGCAACAGCGGGGAGAAGAACAGCUCGUUGGACUGCCUGGAGACCCUGGAGGACAAUGACAGCACCACCAAGCUGCCCACCAAGCUCCAGAAGAUCACAGGGCGGGACGGCCUGCCCAAGAAGCUACUGAGGAUGAGCUCCACCACUUCAGAGAUGACUUACAGCUUUGGAGACCUGCCCAUGAAGCUGCAGCGAAUCAGCUCUGUUCCCGGUGUCUCUGAUGAUAAGCAGGCUGGUAAGGCCUCCAAGAUCAACACAGAGCCCAUGAGUAAGUCAGUGGCAGACUUACCUCCCAAGCUGCAGCGGCUGGCUGGGGGAGGAGGGGGCAGGAUGGACGGACAUCUGCCGCCCAAACUCAGAAAGAUGAAUUCAGAUCGCUUUACAUAA
Messenger RNA from Chelmon rostratus (copperband butterflyfish), 1491 nucleotides. RefSeq names its product potassium inwardly rectifying channel subfamily J member 3a (gene kcnj3a). Gene Ontology annotation, molecular function: G-protein activated inward rectifier potassium channel activity. Gene Ontology annotation, cellular component: plasma membrane. Bases 1 to 1491 code for a protein of 496 amino acids. The record is from RefSeq and is a predicted model, not a curated record. Gene Ontology annotation, biological process: potassium ion import across plasma membrane; regulation of monoatomic ion transmembrane transport. NCBI's taxonomy places the organism in Eukaryota, Metazoa, Chordata, Actinopteri, Chaetodontiformes, Chaetodontidae. The transcript is spliced from 3 exons.